Molecule: messenger RNA, 510 nt
Organism: Vicia villosa (hairy vetch)
Lineage: Eukaryota; Viridiplantae; Streptophyta; Magnoliopsida; Fabales; Fabaceae
Exons: 1
Coding region: 1-510 (169 amino acids)
Source: RefSeq, a predicted model, not a curated record
AUGGCAUAUAUAUUGAAGGGUCCAACGCAACCAGAUUUAGCAAGAUUUCCUCGUAUUCAAUUUGGGAAGUCUUCAAGAGCAUUUUGUAAAGCAUGGUAUAAAAACUAUACAUGGAUUGAAUACAGUGAGUCGAAGGAUGCAGCUUAUUGUUUCUAUUGCUUUCUCUUUAAGUCGUCCGGGAGGGCCAAACACUUUGGUUAUGAAGUCUUCAACAAAGACGAAUUUAAAGAUUGGAAGCAUGCAUAUAAAGGAUUUAAAGAUCAUAUUGGUAGUCAUGAUAGUAAGCAUAAUUCAUGUAUGAAGCACUAUGACGAUUAUAAUAAUCAAAGACAAAGUGUGACAAGUAUCUUUGCUAGAGCAACUAGGGAAUCAGAAGAAUUGUAUAAGAUCCGUUUGACUUGUUCUUUGGAUUAUACUAGAUAUCUCAUAGCACAAGGCAUUGCUUUCCAUGGCCAUGAUGAAAGCUCAACUUCUCUAAACAAGGGAAAUUUUAGAGAGAUGGUGGAUUAG